CUACAUUAAUUUAUUCGUGAUUAUUUUUACUGCUUUGUCUUAUGAUAUCAAAAAUAGAUUACAAGAUUACUUAAUCAUUAUGAAAUAAUCGGUGCUGUCAGAGUUGAGAAUAAAUAGUACAUACUUUGUUAGAAUCGGCUUUAGCUCAAACAUACUUAAUUUUGUCUAUUUUCAAGAAAAAUUUUAAAUCGUCUGAUUUUGCUGCACCAUACAAUUUUAAAACGAAUCAUUGAUAUACCCUUUGGCGUCAUUUUUUAGCCGUUUAAUGCUUGAAAAAUUUGUAAUUUGUCAGUGAGAUCAAGAAUUGCACACAGGAAAUUUUCCCGACGAAAUAUUGACAAAAAGCAAAUCAAACUAAGAGAGUUGUUAGCUGGAUCGCGAUGAAAAAAUAGGUUUAUUGUGCAAGAAUUUUAGUGAAUGGUUUUCUGGCAAAUACGACAUCCAAACCUAUCUCUGUUAGACCAAGGAUUGUUUAAAAUCAUUUGAUCAAAAUCAUUACCUAUUAAGUGAGGAAUAAUUUACGUCAACUGAAUAGCUGCUACCACUUUGAUUUGUAUUAAAUCUCAAAUAAUUUAAACAAGAUUGUCGGACUGGAUAUUGACAACGCAUCUUUUAUUUUCACAACCACAUUUUGCUGGUUGCUCGGCUGUAAAAUUAAAAUACUAGUGGUACUUCUCUGAAUAGGAUACAACCAGAAAUUAGUGGUCGCUUAGAAAUCCAAGGAUUACCUCUACAAGACGUCUUCCAGACAGAUCGCGCCUCGCUUUGUCAAAGGUCAACAUGCGUUACUGUUUGAUUCAGUGAAUUACAAAGAAGCGCGCAUUCAGCCAGGCAUGGACAGGAUGGCAUGAGCCAGCACUGCAUGCCAACUGGUGGAAAGUAUGCUGCAAAAGAUGGCCUCAUCCAAUUUCUACGGCGAUCUCGAAGACUACGUGUCUCAGAUGGAGAAUCAGCAAGCACAGAACAACGUGGACGGAGACGAUGUGUUCGCUCAGCUGGCCAGGAAAGAGAAGGACCUUAUGCUGGCCGCCGAGCUGGGCAAAGCCCUGCUGGAAAAGAACGAAGAGAUCAGCAGGGCCAACGAGAGACUGACAGAGGAAUACUCUCAGCAGUUAGAGGUCCUAGAGCAAGAGAAGCACCUGUUGCGUCGGAAGCUAGACUCCCUGGUGGGCGAUUAUGACAGUCGCAUCGCCGAGCUGACGUCUGAUGUGGAGCAACUGCAGCGGGAGUUGGAAGAGCAGUCGCAGCUGCAGAGGAACAGCGAGAAAGAGAAGCAGGGACUGCUCAGGGAGCUUCAGGAGCAAAAUCAGAGGCUCACUGCGCAGGUCAAGCAGGCGGCUCGAACAGAGGAACAACUUCAAGCUCAAUUACAGACCUUGAGGGAACAGUUUAACGUGCGGAAGUCCAACCUGCACGAUCAUGUUUCGCAGCUCGAAGGACUUCGGGAGGAGAUCAACCUACUUGAAGGCCGGAAGGCUGAUCUCGGUCAACGAAUCGACGCCCUCACGGACGAGAGGGAGAAUCUCAAUUUGUCGCUUGAAGAAUCUGGAGAUCGUAUCAUACUGCUUCAGCGACAAAACAGAGAGCAAGAACAGAAGAUUCGGAAUCAGCAACAAGAUCUUGACGAUCUACGACAGACCAACAGUCAACUACAGACGAAGCUCGACCUCCUACUCAGGAGAAGUCCCAACGGCCAUUCCUCACUACUGGACGAAAUAGAAAUGUCUGCACCUUCUUCCAUGGAAGAAGAUGCGAAGUUCCAGAAUCGUUUGCCUGAAGACGAAGUAGAAUGUGAUGAUCUAGUCUUACCUUUCACUGGUCUUUUCCCAGAAGGAGAUGAAAAUGCAAAGCACCUAGCACAGGAAGCCAUCGAUAUUUAUCACCAGCUACGCCGACUGUGUACGGAGCUCCGCCGGCGGCGUGACAACGUGUCCGUGGAUAGUGGUAUCUCAACAGGUGCCGCGGCCGUCUCUACACCAGAAGAAUUGCAAGCCCAACAGGUGAGAGUGGGCAUGUUCACCAACCUCCUGCAGGAAUUCAGGGCCCUGGUGGAAGAUCUCCUUUCCCAAGGCCCGGAAAUGCCGUGCAUGUCAUGUCAGUCCGUGGCUGACGACACGGAGAACUUGGAAAAACUACAAAAAGAACUGCAGGAAAAAACCACGACGCUUCAGCAGAAAAACGAUGAGAUAUCGAAAUUGAACACGAAGCUGGCUCUUCAGGACACGGAGUUAGCCGCCCUAAGGGAAGAACGAGAGCACUUGCGGCAGGACGUGGAUUGCAGCGACUGGGCAAAGGACGAGAUCGUCAAACAGGCUUGGACCAUGAGGGACAAGGCAGUUGCCAGGAAAAAUACCGUAGAAAUCGAGUUAGCCAAAACUCGCAUCGAGUUGAUGCAUAUUAAUAGUCAACUGAUGGAGGCCGUCCAACAAAAGGUUGAACUCUCACAACAGCUCGACCAGUGGCAGCUGGAUAUGCAAGCUUUACUUGACGAACAGAUGAAGAAGAAACUAAAAAACUAUGAAGAAAGGGAAGAAAACGGCGGUAGUCGACGUUAUAGCAGACAAGGGCAAGGUGCCCUCAAGCGCCCUGUCAGCACCUCCAAGAGUAAACUUUUCAAUAAACUCUUCAGGUGAUGGACACCGAAAUCCAAUAAAGAUACACUGAAUCGACCGCCUAGUUCCUUGCCCAGCUCGAAGUAUUAUAUCCGGUACAGAACACUUUUGCUGCUUUAAGCAGAAACCUGAUCCCGGUCUAUUCUGAAAUCUCAGCAGAACUUUUAUGCCGGUGCUUUCUGAUACUUAACGGAAGCUUUAAAAAAAGCAUUGACAACAUUAAGACCGUCCCUAUUUUAUUGUUACACGUUUGUUUUUGUUUUUUGAUGUAUCGAUGCUUUUACAUUCCCUGCUGAAUUAGAUCCGCUUUUAUUAGAGAUCUGACAUCACGGAUCUGCUCUGAUUUUCUUUCUGGAAUGAGACAAUCAGAGAAAUUUAUGGUAAAGUUUGUUUUGUUGAUCUGAACUGAUUUCGGAGACUAUCUUGUACAGCCUAAACUUUUUAUCCAGAAUCACAAAAACCGAAGUUUGUAGCUUUCAGGCGCGUUCACAAAGAAGAUUCAAUAAGGUUGCUUAAAGGAGGUUUGCAGGGGAUUCAGAGAACACCCGUUUACAUUGGAACCUGCAAUGGACCAAUACUGCCUCUAGAUGGAAUUGAGCUAACCAGCUUUCCGCCUGGUAGUUAGUAACUCAAAAAUUCUACCCGCAAUGAACCUCUUGAUCAAUUUAUGUAAAGACAUAUUUUAUACAGACGAUAAAUUUAUGUCAACAAUCCAUAAAAAUGGAAUAAUUUAUUUAUCAUGCCCAAGAAUUCUGGAUAACUAGUACACUCUGUAAACCUGUUAUUACUUGAUAAAACUUUUCGGCUCACUUUUCACUCAACCAUUAUUUUUGGUUUCUCCUUAUUGCUGAGAUUUUCAUUUUGUAUGAUCAACUUACUACGCAAUUGACGAUUUAUUUUAUAGUUGGCAAAUAAUUUUCAAAGAUUAUUAUAAAGAUUGAUAGAGAUAUGAGAGAGAUUGAUAGAUUUUAUAAAGAUCCAUCAUCUUCUAACGAAGUUCUGGGAGCAUUUCUCAGAUUUUUCAAACCCUACUUUUUUCUAUGACAAACGUGAAAGUUGUUCUUCCAAAUGAAGUUCGUUUUAAUUGGUUGAGAGACACGAUCUGAUUGCCUUCCCAGGAAAACUUUUAAAAUCAGGAUUGU
Uloborus diversus is the source of this 3754-nucleotide messenger RNA. RefSeq names its product bicaudal D-related protein homolog. The transcript is spliced from 11 exons. Bases 882 to 2633 code for a protein of 583 amino acids. Lineage: Eukaryota; Metazoa; Arthropoda; Arachnida; Araneae; Uloboridae. The record is from RefSeq and is a predicted model, not a curated record.